CCCCCCCCGCCCGCCUCGUGACUCGAAACCGAAGCGAGCGCCGCGCGCAACGGCCCAAGCCAAGCACACGUCAACAAGUCUCGCGUUUCCCGAUCUCUCUCACUCUCCACCCACACCUCCACUCCACUCCACGCCAUUUUUUCGCUCGCUCGCUCGCCUCGUGCCCACGUUCGCCGAGGGGAGUAGCGUUAGCGUAGCGUGCUCUUCGGGGGCGGGUUGGUUCGCGAUGGGGGCGUCGGGGAAGUGGAUCAGGACGCUGGUGGGGCUGAGGCCGGCGGCGGAGAGGGAGAAGGAGAGGGGCGGCGGCGGGGGGAAGGGGAGGAAGUGGAGCAGACUGUGGAGGAGCUCGUCGUCGCAGAGGGGCGGCGGGAACGCGUCGGCGUCGGAGGUGUACUCCGAGACGUCGUCCUCCGCCGACGCGCUCAGCUCCGUCGUCGCGGCCGUCGUCCGCGCGCCGCCCAGGGACUUCCGGCUCAUCAGGCAGGAGUGGGCCGCCGUCCGCAUCCAGACCGCCUUCCGCGCCUUCCUGGCGAGGCGGGCGCUGAGGGCGCUGCGAGGGAUCGUGCGGCUGCAGGCGCUGGUGCGCGGCCGCCGCGUGCGCAAGCAGCUGGCCGUCACGCUCAAGUGCAUGCAGGCGCUCGUCCGGGUGCAGGCUCGCGCGCGGGAUCGGCGAGCCAGGAUCUCGGCCGACGGCCUCGACUCUCAGGACAUGCUCGACGAGCGCGGCGGACGCGUCGAUCAUGUCAAGGAAGCCGAGGCAGGAUGGUGUGAUAGUCAAGGCACUGCGGAUGACGUGAGAUCGAAGAUACACAUGAGGCAUGAGGGUGCAAUCAAGAGAGAAAGGGCACGUACUUAUGCUCAAUCCCACCAGCAGAGGUGUUCAAACCACGGUGGAAGACCCAGCUCCCCUGCUGUAUCUCUCAAGCACCAUGGGAAUGGUGCUACUAGGAGCAACCAUAGUUGGAGCUAUCUGGAAGGGUGGAUGGCCACAAAACCUUGGGAGAGCCGACUGAUGGAGCAAACCCACACCGAAAACUCCACCAAUUCGCGGUGUUCAGAGAGCGUCGAGGAAGUAAGCGUUGGCGGCCCGAAGCUUUCUGAUGCAAGCUCGGUCAAGAUCAGAAGGAACAAUGUUACAACAAGGGUGGCAGCAAAGCCUCCCUCCAUGAUCUCGGCUACCUCUUCUGAUUUCGUGUGCGAUGAGAGCUCCCCAUCUACAUCUUCUGUGACUCCACUGUCAGCCAACAAUUCCCUGGCAACAGAGAGAAGAUCUGAUUGUGGUCAGGUUGGUGGACCGAGCUACAUGAGCCUGACCAAAUCAGCCAAGGCAAGGCUGAGUGGCUAUGGCUCUCACAAGCCACCUCUUCAAAGGCAAAGGUCCGGUGAUCUCCUCCAUCACAACAACAGGAUGGCAUUCUCUUCCAUAGAUGUUCAGAGCACUGCUGGCUCGGAGGUCUCAGUAACUUCAAAGAGGUUAAACAGUUUGGCUCUUAAAGGUCGAGCCACAAGAAGUUUAGACAAGGAGAAUGAGAGACGGCCUAGUUCCUUGCUUUAGGAUACGCACCCUAAUUGGUCCCUCAAGAUAUUUUAGCGGAGUCUUUAGAUGUUUUACCUGUACGUAUCUGCUGGUUUCAAUGUCUCAUUGCUUAUUUUGCUCUCUAUAUUUAUGGUGUACAAAUGUGAAACUCCACAAAUGUUGAACUGUUAUGUCGAUCUGCUGCAUUGUAAAAUCUUGGGCUUGCAAACUUCUGAAGCAUUAUGCAUGAUGCUGCAUUGUUGGA
Molecule: messenger RNA, 1781 nt
Organism: Oryza sativa Japonica Group (Japanese rice)
Lineage: Eukaryota; Viridiplantae; Streptophyta; Magnoliopsida; Poales; Poaceae
Product: protein IQ-DOMAIN 6
Molecular function (GO): protein binding
Source: RefSeq, a predicted model, not a curated record